CUUUGGUCGCCUUCCCUUUCUUUCUCUUUUUUCAUCAUAUAUUUGUUAAUAAUCCUUCAAUUAGAGGCCUGUUUUCUGACAAUCCCUGUUGGACCCUCUUCGUCUUCAUUUUCUCCCGUCAGAAGCUCCCAAAAAUUUCCAGAUAUUGACAAGGUAUCUAACAUCAUCUCUAUUUUGUAGCUUGUCACGGAUUUCGAGGCAAGAACCAAUGGAAAUUUGGGAACCUCUGAGUAAUGGCAGCUGAGGAAGAUAUUGAUUUUCCAGCUUUGAAAUCACAGUUAAACCAAACACAGACUAACUGGAAUCAGGAGAUGGAGAGGAGCCAGUCCCAAGUGGAUGCCUUGCAACAGAAGCUUACGGAGGUAAAGGCUUGCAUACAAGGGUCAGAGGCAGAUGCAAAGAAGGAACUAAAUGUUCUCUGGCGUAGAGUCAAAACUUCUGCGACAUUAUUGACAUACUUAAAAUCCAAAGCCAGAAUCAUGGCAGUUCCUCAUUUGGCUCAUACGUCUUGUGGUAUCAAACAAUUGGAUGGUGUGGGCCUUGUCGAUAAAAAUGGUAUACCAUUGUCUGGAUGGUCUAGGAAUGUAGACAUUUCUUCCUUUGACAGUGCUGAUGAGGAAACAUGGACAGCACUUAGUAGUGAGGAAGGUUCUCUUGAUGAACAAGAUGGAAUCUAUACUAGCGAAUUACUCAAAAGUGUACAAAUGGUUACAGAUGUAAUGGAAAGUCUUGUAAAGAGAGUUAUCAUGGCAGAAUCUGAAACGGCUAUUGAGAAGCAGAAGGUGACGGUAGGGCAGGAAGAAAUUAAAAAGAAGGCAGUUCAAAUUGAGAGCAUGUCUAUAAAACUAGAAGAGAUGGAACAGUUUGCUAUGGGUACAAAUAGUAUUUUGAAUGAGAUGAGACAGAGAGUUGAAGAUUUGGUCGAAGAAACCUCUAGACAGAGGCAAAGAGCUGCCGAGAAUGAGCAGGAGCUUUGCCGUGUUAAGCAAGACUUUGAAUCCCUGAAAUCUUAUGUCAGCACUCUGAUUAGUGUAAGGGAAACACUUCUUUCAUCAGAAAAGCAAUUUCAGACAAUUGAAAAGCACUUUGAACGGCUCGUAGCAAAAACAUCACAGUUGGAAAACGAGAAGAUGCAAAAGGAGGCUGAGGUCCAGAAACUCAUGGAAGAGAAUGUGAGGCUGAGUGCUCUACUGGACAAGAAAGAAGCCCAACUUGUGGCGAUGAACGAGCAGUGUAAGGUUAUGGCACUGAAUGCUUCCAGUAUUUAGUUUAGCAUUCUUAACUCCCCCUGAGAGAGCUGCCUUUCUGACGCGACUGUGUCAGAUGAAUUCGGAUUGCCUCUUUAUUUUCAAACAAGAAUGUUUGCUAUUUCGUUGUACUUCCUCAUUGAGAAGUGUUCAGUUUGAUAGGACUCAAAGCUUGUACUGUUAGGACUGUUUUCCAAUUUGUUCAGUGCAAUGUGUGAUUGUCAUAAUAUUGUCUCAAUACAUUGAAGUGACCGUUGGCUUGUCGUUUCUUUUGCUUGCUUACAUCUUUUACAGAA
This is a messenger RNA of Sesamum indicum (sesame), 1543 nucleotides long. The record is from RefSeq and is a predicted model, not a curated record. NCBI's taxonomy places the organism in Eukaryota, Viridiplantae, Streptophyta, Magnoliopsida, Lamiales, Pedaliaceae.